Molecule: messenger RNA, 4143 nt
Organism: Mugil cephalus (flathead mullet)
Lineage: Eukaryota; Metazoa; Chordata; Actinopteri; Mugiliformes; Mugilidae
Gene: ogdhb
Product: oxoglutarate dehydrogenase b
Exons: 24
Coding region: 320-3421 (1033 amino acids)
Biological process (GO): tricarboxylic acid cycle
Cellular component (GO): mitochondrion; oxoglutarate dehydrogenase complex
Molecular function (GO): oxoglutarate dehydrogenase (succinyl-transferring) activity; thiamine pyrophosphate binding
Source: RefSeq, a predicted model, not a curated record
GAUUGGACAGUGCCCGAGCUCGCGGGACACACACACACACACACACACGCUACCAUCCAGCUCGCGCUCAGGACUGUUUGGAUACUUUACUCUUCGGCACGAGACGCUGCGGAAGAAGAAGCUGCACGAGCUCCGGCAGUGGAUCCCGUGGACAUUCAGGACACGAGACGCAGUAGACCGGGAGUGGCCGUCCUCACCGGUUUGACCCAUCAGGGAGGGACUGAGAGGAGCCUGGAGGGCGUCCUCCUCGUCCCUGGGACAGUGUUUCUGCUGCAGGCGGAAGGUUUGGGUGAUUGAAAGCUGUGGCUGAGCCGCGGUCAUGCACCGUUUAAGGACUACAGUAGCACGGCUUCGGCCGUUCGCCGCCGCACAGACGGUGGCGUCGCAGCCCGGGACGGCGGCGGCGAUCAAAGGAGGCUGCAGGACGUUUCAGUGUGUGAGGCGCCUCAAUGCGUCUGUGGCCGCUGAGCCUUUUCUUAAUGGCACAAGCUCCAACUACGUAGAGGAGAUGUACUACGCGUGGCUGGAGGAUCCCAAGAAUGUGCACAAGUCCUGGGACAUAUUUUUCCGUAACGCCAAUGCCGGAGCUCCGCCUGGUGCAGCCUACCAGAGCCCCCCUCCCCUGGGGGGACCCUCUCCGGGUCUGGCCCGUGUCCCGGCGCUGGUCCAGGCUCGGCCCAACACGGAGAAGCUGGUGGAGGAUCAUUUAGCAGUGCACACACUGAUCCGAGCCUACCAGGUACGAGGUCAUCACAUAGCCAAGCUCGACCCACUGGACAUCAGCUGUGUCGACUUCGACGACGCUCCGUGCGCCGUCGGUUUCCAGAACGUUGAGUUUUCUCGCUUUAAAGAACGUAUGUGUAAAAUUACCGCCCAAGGUUUUUAUGGGCUGGCCGAGAGCGACUUGGACAAGGUCUUCCGACUUCCCAAAACCACCUUCAUCGGCGGCAGCGAGAACGCGUUACCGCUGAGAGAGAUCAUACGCCGCCUGGAGUCUGCCUACUGUCAACACAUCGGGGUGGAGUUCAUGUUCAUCAACGACGUGAAGCAAUGCCAGUGGAUCAGAAAGAAGUUUGAGACUCCGGGAGUCCUCCAGUUCUCUGUGGAGGAGAAGAGGACGCUGCUGGCCAGAAUGAUCCGGGCGACCAGGUUCGAGGAGUUUCUCCAGAGGAAGUGGUCUUCGGAGAAACGCUUCGGGCUGGAGGGCUGCGAGUCGCUCAUCCCGGCUUUGAAGACCAUCAUCGACAAGUCCAGCCAGAGCGGAGUGGAGAGCGUGAUCAUGGGAAUGCCUCACAGAGGAAGACUGAAUGUGCUGGCUAACGUGAUCCGGAAGGAGCUCGAACAAAUCUUCUGCCAGUUCGAGUCCAAGUUAGAGGCUGCAGACGAGGGCUCUGGUGACGUGAAGUAUCACCUGGGAAUGUAUCACCGGAGGGUAAACCGGGUCAGCGACAAGUACAUAACCAUGUCGCUCGUGGCGAAUCCGUCCCACCUGGAGGCCGUGGACCCGGUGGUUCAGGGAAAGACCAAAGCUGAGCAGUUCUACUGUGGAGACACUGAGGGGAAGAGGGUGAUGUCCAUCCUGCUGCACGGAGACGCUGCGUUCGCUGGCCAGGGAAUCGUUUACGAGACGUUCCACCUGUCUGACCUGCCGUCCUACACAACCCACGGUACCGUACACGUGGUGGUCAACAACCAGAUCGGCUUCACCACAGAUCCCAGGGUGGCUCGUUCUUCUCCGUACCCGACGGACGUGGCUCGAGUGGUGAACGCGCCGAUCUUUCACGUCAACGCCGACGACCCGGAGGCUGUGAUGUACGUGUGCAACGUGGCCGCCGAGUGGAGGAACACGUUCCACAAAGAUGUCGUCGUUGACCUGGUGUGCUUCAGACGUAACGGCCACAACGAGAUGGACGAACCCAUGUUCACGCAGCCGCUGAUGUACAAGCGCAUCAAGAAGCAGAAAGGAGUCCUGCAGAAGUUUGUAGAAAAACUCAUCGCCGAAGGCGUCGUCACAACGCAAGAAUACGAGGAGGAAGUCGCCAGCUACGAUAGAAUCUGUGAGGAAGCUUACGCUCGCUCCAAGGACGAGAAGAUCCUCCACAUCAAACACUGGCUGGACUCACCGUGGCCUGGUUUUUUCACUCUGGAGGGUCAACCUAAGAGCAUGAGCUGCCCUUCGACCGGCAUCAGCGAAGAGGAGCUCGGCCACAUCGGAAACAUCGCGGCCUCCGUCCCGGUGGAAGACUUCACGAUACACGGAGGGCUGAGUCGCAUCCUGAAGGGACGCGCCAACAUGGUGAACCAGCGAGUGUGCGACUGGGCGCUGGGCGAGUACAUGGCCUUCGGUUCGCUGCUCAAAGAGGGAAUCCACGUACGUCUGAGUGGACAGGACGUGGAGAGAGGGACAUUCAGCCACCGACACCACGUUCUGCACGACCAGAACGAAGAUAAGAGGAUCUGCAUCCCGAUGAACUACAUCUCCCCUGAUCAAGCCCCUUACACCGUCUGCAACAGCUCCCUGUCUGAGUACGGAGUCCUAGGCUUUGAGUUGGGCUUCGCCAUGGCCAGUCCCAACGCGCUGGUCCUGUGGGAGGCCCAGUUCGGAGACUUCCACAACACGGCCCAGUGCAUCAUCGACCAGUUCAUCAGCUCGGGCCAGGCCAAGUGGGUCCGACAGAACGGCAUCGUGCUGCUGCUUCCUCACGGCAUGGAGGGCAUGGGUCCGGAGCACUCGUCAGCUCGGCCCGAGAGGUUCCUGCAGAUGUGCAACGAUGACCCAGAUGUUUUCCCUAAACCUUCAGAGGACUUCGCGAUGCGGCAGCUUUACGACUGUAACUGGAUCGUGGUCAACUGCUCGACUCCCGGCAACUACUUCCACGUCCUGCGCAGACAGAUCCUGCAGCCGUUCAGGAAGCCGCUGAUAGUGUUUACGCCGAAGUCGCUGCUGCGCCACCCGGAGGCCAAGUCCAGCUUUGACGACAUGUUGCCAGGAACCCACUUCAGACGACUAAUCCCGGACGACUCUGCAGCCGCUCAACCCGACAAGGUGAAGAGAAUCAUUUUCUGCACCGGCAAGAUUUACUAUGAACUCGCCCGGGAACGAAAGAACAGAGGCUUGGACGAAAGCGUGGCUGUGGUCCGCAUCGAACAGCUGUCUCCGUUCCCGUUCGAUCUGGUGAAAGAAGAAUCUGAUCGAUACCCAAACGCUGAUCUGGUUUGGUGUCAGGAGGAGCACAAGAACCAGGGAUACUACGACUACGUCAGGCCGCGCAUCUGCACCACCGUCGGCCACUCACGCCCCGUCUGGUACGCCGGUCGUGGUUCUGCAGCGGCUCCGGCCACCGGCAACAAACAGACUCACCUGACGGAGCUGCAGCGCCUCCUGGAGGCGGCGUUCGACCUGGAGGCCUUUAAGACUUAAGGUCCUCGAGGGAGGGGGGAAGGAUUUCAGGGAGACGCACACAUGCACGCACGCACACUGUUACCAUGACAACCACAUGUUUACAGUGAUGGACGCCGUCAACAGAAACGAAUGUAGGACUUUUUGGGGUUUGCUUUAAUUAAUUCACCUCAGGCCGUCGAGCGAAUCAUCCAAACUUUUAAAAGAACUGUUGUUGUUUUGUUUUGUUUUUUGAUGGAGAAAUAUGUUUAUUCACUCUUCUUUUGAUUCUUGUAGCUCAACUUAGCACAAAACCCUGGUUCAGGUACACGACGAGUCAAACCGAGGCAUGCUAACUGUUAGCACCUGUACCCAGUGUUUAUGCUAAGCUACGCUAACUGUGAGCAAACACAUUUAAACUUGAUUUUAGUUUUUUUUGACUGACUUAUUAUGAUCAAUGAAUGAUUGAUAAGUGAAAUGUUGAGACUUUUUUAGAACUGUGAAUAAAAGCAUUUUAAAAAAGAAGCUGCGUAAACAACAAACAAACAAACCGGCUCAACCCAUUUCUGCACUUUUAUCUCAGUUCUUUAUUUAUCGCUCGGUCGUCAUCGCCGCGGAAAAACGUCCAUUUUGUGCCAAACAGAGAUUAUUACUUGAAAUGACAGAAACAAACCAGGAUUUUCUCUGAACUGAAGGAUGUAUUUAUUUUCAUACGGCGUUGCAUGUUUUUAUUACCUUCAACAAAUAAAGGAUGUUGAAUUCUG